Magallana angulata is the source of this 1416-nucleotide messenger RNA. RefSeq names its product dual specificity protein kinase splA-like. The transcript is spliced from 2 exons. The coding region runs from base 130 to 957 and encodes 275 amino acids. The record is from RefSeq and is a predicted model, not a curated record. NCBI's taxonomy places the organism in Eukaryota, Metazoa, Mollusca, Bivalvia, Ostreida, Ostreidae.
UCUCUUUUUUCGUCCUUCUUUCAAACUGAAAGAAGGAAUUUUUUUUCGAAAACAAAGCAAGACGCAGACACUCGUAACUUUUUGUUAGACCUAAACUUUGUUGUUUUUCUUUUAAACAAUAACUGCACAAUGAAUCCCAUAAUGGUUUGCGUUCUUGCCUUUUCAGUAUCUGUUGCAUUUGCAGCUCCCAGGAAUCUGUUUAGACCAAAUACGGUACAUGACCAAAGAGCGACAACCAUCAGCCGACAACAGGAAAUCAACCAACAGCGUACUCGCGUGCAACAAUUACUAACGCGCAUGCGCAAUCCAGCUCAAUUCCAUAGCGUCCGUAAAGCUCCCAGUCCAAUGAAAAAAAUCCAGAUCGACCCCCACAGUAGGACAGUGUCAAUUCAGACUCACGGACAGCCAAACAUUGUACUAAAGAGCCAGCGAGGCCUAAAGCUAAGGAUCCCAGGAAAAGGGGGACAACCUACUAAAGUUAUCAAUGUUUUGUUCAAGAAUAGCCCCUCAACACAGAUCGCCAGUACGCCUGUUUUCCAGCCACAGAAUCCCCAGCCCAUCCGAACGCCACCUACCCCUAGGUCGUCCAGCUCGGUGGGGAAUGCUCUGAAUACAGAUAACCAUCCUUCAAAUACACAGUAUGUACUUCUCAACCGACAGGGAGUAGCGCAACACACAGGAAGUGGGACUGGACAUCAAAUCCGUUUCCUUGGAGACGCACGAGCUACUCUUGAAUAUUUGAUACGUCAGAAGCUUCUCUCAACCCUCUCCCAGACGACUUCUAGUUCAACAGUACAAAACCAUGUGACUAGUUUUGCAACAAGGGAAACAUCUAACGUUAACAACGACUCACAGAUCUCCCAGGCAGUCCCUGCCGAGUCCUCAACUGUUCCGACUCAACCAAGUACAACUUAUUUUCCAUAUGAUUACGAAACCGAGGAACCCGAAUAUGCGUAAAAUUUCCUGUCAAUGAUAUAUUUCUCGUUUUACUUUUGAUUGCUUUAAUAUACCUUCGGGAGUUUUAUGUAUUUAUUAUUAUUUUUUUGGAUGGGGGGAGGGGGAGGGGGUAAUUGACAUUUUUAACUUCUUUUUCUUUUUUCGAAAUGAAAUUCAUCAGAAACGAAAAUCCUUAAAAAGCAAAUCAGGGUAUGCUAAAUAUUUCAACUGGAUAAAUUGUAUCGUGGUUUUAACACAUUGCGUCAAGAUAUUGUAUUAUACACCACAAAAGUAUGUUGUCGAGCAAAUCCAAUUUGUCGUUUUUUUGUUCAUUUACUAUGCACGCUGGUCGUGAACAUGUGAUGCUAUUUUUAAUAAAAUUAGUAUUAUAAAAACAUCAUCAUUGUGUUGUCUUGAUUCAUGUAUGUGUGUGCUAUGGAUUGCCAUGCAUUUACUUUCAGCUGCACAUGUGCGUUUGAA